This is a messenger RNA of Odocoileus virginianus texanus, 1074 nucleotides long. Lineage: Eukaryota; Metazoa; Chordata; Mammalia; Artiodactyla; Cervidae. The record is from RefSeq and is a predicted model, not a curated record.
AUGAAUUUGAGUUCUCUCAGGAAGUACUUCAUGUGCAUCACUGCAGGUGAUGCACCCAGCAUCCUGGGAGGCCUCUGUGUCGCCCUUAGAGUCACCAAUUUGCAUUCCCCAGGCCUUCCUCCGUACCCAGAGCAGAUCCCCGGCCCGGUCAGCCCUGCCCAGGAGGAGCCAAAAGAAGAUCAGGCCCUGGAGCACCAGCAAGACUGGGAAACAAGGGUGACCCCGCCGGAAACGGGGGGCGGCGCUGUGGUCAUCAAGACAGAAGCACCAUCCGAGGACGAGGACGAGGACGAGGAUGAGAUGACGCUGGAGCCGCCCUUCCCCGGGGCAUCCCCGAGCCGGGCCACGUGUGGAAUCCCCAAAGGGCCCAGAAGCAGGACCGGGGGUUCUGGCCGGCUUCACGCGGGGGGUGUCCCCCAGGCGCGGGCAGGGGACCCCCGGCCCACGGGGGCCGGGGCCCAGACGCCCCGCGUCCUCCCGCGUCGGCGAGAGCGGGCCUUCCCCUGCCCUGACUGCGGCCAGAGCUUCCGCCUGAAGAUCAACCUGACCAUUCAUCAGCGGAGCCAUGUGGAAGAGGAGCACCGGGAGGCCCAGGGCGGCUCGCCCACUGGGUGGGGGGACGCGCACUCGACAUUGGAGCCGGGGGAGGUGGUGGUGCCCGGCCCAGUCAUCCGUUGGCUCCCCGAGCGCGAGAGCCGGCGGCCUUUCGUGGGGCGGAGGCCGGCGGCCGCCAAGGUGUACCACUGCAGCGAGUGCCUGCGCUUCUUCCAGCAGCGGAAGAGCUUGCUGCUGCACCAGCGCCUGCACACGGGCAACAGUCAGGGCUGGCCCGCCUGCCCCUACUGCGGCAAGGCCUUCCGCCGGCCCUCCGACCUCUUCCGGCACCAGCGCAUCCACACCGGCGAGCGGCCCUACCGGUGUUCCCAGUGCGGCCGGGCCUUCAACCGCAACCACCACCUGGCGGUGCACAUGCAGACGCACGCCCGGGGCCAGGUGGGCCCGCCCUGUCCCGGGCCCCCCGCGCUCCUGGGGAGCCCGCCGCGGCCCCGGCCCAGCCACUCGGAGGAGGGCUGA